Messenger RNA from Megachile rotundata (alfalfa leafcutting bee), 1331 nucleotides. RefSeq names its product solute carrier family 66 member 2. The record is from RefSeq and is a predicted model, not a curated record. Lineage: Eukaryota; Metazoa; Arthropoda; Insecta; Hymenoptera; Megachilidae. Gene Ontology annotation, biological process: phospholipid translocation; retrograde transport, endosome to Golgi. Gene Ontology annotation, cellular component: trans-Golgi network; endosome.
UUUUAACAGUUCACCAAAAAUUUGGAAUAAUAGAGAAAAAGAAUGAUAAAAAUUUAUUAUCUUAUUUUAAACCGAUGCUAUGACGCUUUGUAAGAUGUUUAUAUUUACGCAUAGACGUUUUACUUUAGGUUGCUAAGCAACAAUAUAUUCUGAAUUCAUGAAUCACGUCGUGUAUGUACGCAUACAUAAUUUGGGAUCUAAUAUUCAUGAUGCACAUACAUAUAGAGCUUUAUUACAGUAUCAUAUAAUAUAUAUAUAUGUAUACAGUGAUGUUGCAUAUUUAUUGUUAAUACGAACAAAAUUGCAGAAAACAGUAAUAUGUAGUAAUACAUCAUGUAUAACAUUAAUGUAUUUUGUCGCGAUUCGUUGGUUCUUUAAUUAUUAUCAGAGAUUUCUUUGAUCUAAAUGAUUUAUUGACAAGAUGACGUUUAAAAAUAUUGGGGAUAUAACCUAAAACUUACCGUCCGUAAUGAAUCGUAGAUAGUGAAAUUUUAUGUACAUGAAAAAAUCAUCUACAAUGUAUAAUGUCUAUGAACAAUUAACGAUUAAAGAUUUGGCACAUUGGCUUGCUUCUGGAGCAAUAAUAUUUGGUGGAAUUAUUCCAUAUGUACCACAGUACAAGGAAAUAAAAAAAAAGGAGAAUGCAGAAGGAUUCUCCCUUUAUGUAUGUCUUACGCUUUUAAUAGCUAACACAUUACGUAUUUUUUUUUGGUUCGGAAAGCAUUAUGAAAUACCUCUUUUACUGCAAAGUAUAUUUAUGAUCAUCACUAUGUUUAUUAUGAUCAAACUUUGUGUUAAUGUACAAAAUAGAAAUCAAGUAAUAAAAAUUCGAGAACAUGUAUUUUCUGAUUUAGAUACAAAUUUUUUUUGGAAAUGGACAGACUUUCAAUCUUAUUUGGACUUUAUGCUGCUGUUUGCAGCCCUAGUAGGAAUUCUAACGUACCUAUUAGUGGAUGUACCGAUAUUUGUUGAAAUUGUAGGAAUACUUGCAGUAUUAACCGAAGCUAUGCUUGGUCUACCACAACUUCUUCGCAAUUUUUAUAAAAAAUCUACCAAUGGAAUGAGUAUACUUAUGGUUACUAUGUGGACAUUAGGCGAUACGUUUAAAACGUGUUAUUUUAUUGUAAAAGAAGCUCCAAUUCAGUUCGAAGUUUGUGGAACUCUUCAAGUUCUAAUUGAUAUAGCAAUUCUAGCACAAGUUUAUAUCUAUAAACAUAAAACAACGGUACAUACGAGAGUACCAGUUCGAGCUGAUUGAUAUAUUAAAUUACCAACUAUUAUACUCUUUGUACAGCAUUUAUUAAUUAAAAUAUUUAUGUUUUCGAUAUUUA